GGUUAUUCCAUGUUAUUAAUUUAUAUUAAAAAAUGAUAACACAUUGAAAUCUAAUCUAUUUCAUAAAACCAGUGUCCAGUACAAAAGAAAUUGUUUUAAAAAAUCUGACGUAGUCUUUAACCACUUGUAUUACAUAUUGAAUAACUAUGAGGGAACGAGACCGUUACAAGGAUAAAGGACGUGAUCGUUCUAAAGAUAGAAACCGAGAUCGUUCUCACAGUGUUACUAAAACUCGUAGAGGUCGUUCUCGUAGUGCUUCACCUAGAACAAGGCGUGAGGCCCGUUCGUCAAGAAGUUUGUCACGAUCACGUCGAGGGCGUUCUCGUAGUGUUUCUCCACGUUCUAGACGUGAUGUUCGAAAGAGAAGUCGUUCCCGUCAACGAUCUAGAUCACCUAUUAGACGUCCUUCGAGGGAUAGACGUCGUUCCAGAAAUCGGGAUUUACGAAGAUCUAGGUCUAGAUCUCCUAAGAAAGAUAAAAAAUUAGUUCGGCCUGUCCAACCAUCUGCUCCUAAAGUCACAGAAGAAGAUCUUCGUGGUAAAACUGUUGAAGAACAAGAAAUGAUGAAAAUGAUGGGUUUUUGUACUUUUGACUCUACACAUGGUAAGGAAGUUGAAGGAAAUAAUAUUGGUGAUGUUCAUGUUAUACUUAAACGUAAAUAUCGUCAGUACAUGAACCGUAAAGGAGGAUUUAACAGACCUUUAGAUUUUGUAGCUUAAAAAUUAUAUUGCAAAACUGAUAUUUAAAACAAUGACUUAUUAACGAUACUGACAAUUUGCUAAUUUUUUUUAUUAAUAUAUUAUUAUUUAUUAGCAAAAGAAUAAAGAAGCCAAUUAAACAUUUUUUUUGUGUAUAAAUAUUAUUCAUUUCAAUAGACUUCAAAGUAAAAGUUGCUUAUUGUACUACUGUAAUUUCUAUUAAUUUUGUAAUAUACUAUCCUUAAAUAUAAAUUGCAAUUAAAUUUAGUAAUAUAUACUAAAUGUAUAUAAAAAAAAAAUGUAUCAACAAUUAUUUAAGUACAAAUUUAUUAUUUCCAUAAUAAUAGUUUUAAUAUAAUGUUGUAGAUGCAUUAUUUUUUAUAUUUUAAAACUG
This is a messenger RNA of Adelges cooleyi (spruce gall adelgid), 1092 nucleotides long. Its product is annotated as U4/U6.U5 small nuclear ribonucleoprotein 27 kDa protein-like. Gene Ontology annotation, biological process: RNA splicing. The transcript is spliced from 2 exons. Gene Ontology annotation, cellular component: precatalytic spliceosome. The record is from RefSeq and is a predicted model, not a curated record. Bases 147 to 719 code for a protein of 190 amino acids. Lineage: Eukaryota; Metazoa; Arthropoda; Insecta; Hemiptera; Adelgidae.